CCUAUUAGCUAUUGCUUUCACAAAUUUAUGUUUAAUCAACUUGCUUCAUUUAAGGGUCUUUUAAGUUAUUUUUUCUUCAAACUCUUCGGCACUUUCUCCUCCUUCCUUGUUGAGAGAAGAAUUGAUUUGGUCUAUGGAGGUGGUAGCGUGGGUUUGAUGGGUCUAGUUUCUCAGGCGGUUCAUGAUGGUGGGCGCCAUGUUCUGGGCGUUAUCCCAAAAAGCCUCAUGCCAAGAGAGAUAACUGGUGAUCCUAUUGGGGAAGUGAGAGCAGUAUCUGAUAUGCAUCAAAGGAAAGCUGAGAUGGCUCGUCAAGCUGAUGCAUUCAUUGCCCUUCCUGGGGGAUAUGGAACACUCGAAGAAUUGCUGGAAAUCAUUACAUGGGCUCAGCUUGGGAUCCACAGCAAACCGGUGGGCCUAUUGAAUGUGGAUGGAUUUUACAAUUCCUUGUUGUCUUUCAUUGACAAGGCCGUUGAUGAAGGCUUUAUUUCACCAAAAGCACGUCGCAUUAUCGUGUCAGCACCCACAGCUAAAGAUUUGGUUAGGGAGCUAGAGGAACAUGUACCUGAGAGAGAUGAAGUUGUAUCCAAGUUGGUGUGGGAAGACAGGCUAAAUUACGUGGUGCCUGAAUCAGAAGUUGCCAUGUGACCGAUCUAUGCGCUUUAGUGGGUGAUUGAUGAAUGAACACCAUAGUUUUGGGGUCUUCUAUGGAUCAUUUUGUUGUUUUAAAUGUAUUUUGGGUACAUAAAAAUAGUCAAUAUAUAUGGGCAUAGGAAUCGUAGGACCAUACAACAUCCCUUUUUUUGUUUUUUUUUCCCAACUUGUGUUGAUCACCCCCCGCCCCCCUUACUAUACAGAAAAUGAGGGUAGUUUUAAAAUAUGGAAAAUCAUCAAUGGAAGUUAUGUUACCAAUCA
Glycine soja is the source of this 912-nucleotide messenger RNA. Its product is annotated as cytokinin riboside 5'-monophosphate phosphoribohydrolase LOG7-like. Gene Ontology annotation, cellular component: nucleus; cytosol. NCBI's taxonomy places the organism in Eukaryota, Viridiplantae, Streptophyta, Magnoliopsida, Fabales, Fabaceae. Gene Ontology annotation, biological process: cytokinin biosynthetic process. Bases 28 to 645 code for a protein of 205 amino acids. Gene Ontology annotation, molecular function: hydrolase activity, hydrolyzing N-glycosyl compounds. The transcript has 7 exons. The record is from RefSeq and is a predicted model, not a curated record.